This is a messenger RNA of Linum trigynum, 5238 nucleotides long. The record is from the annotation of a GenBank genome assembly. Lineage: Eukaryota; Viridiplantae; Streptophyta; Magnoliopsida; Malpighiales; Linaceae.
UUGAUUGAUCACUUCGGAUGGCGAAAUGUGUCUCGAUGAAAAAAAAUCACGACUAGGCUUCUUGCCUUGUAUUAUGAUGGAUAGAGACACCCCCAAUCACUGUCAUCAUGCAGAUUUCGAUACGGUACAUUCCGAUUUGCAAUCGAUAAUACUAUAUGAUAAUCGAGCCAAUGUACAAGAAAUCAGUUAUAUGGCCUUGUGUGGCGGCGGAUUGUCCAUGCACAACUCGCCCUACGUGUUGUAAUGAUGUAGGGCGAAAAUGAAAAGAUGAGGUUGGCAUCUUGAUGUGCUGGGUUCUCCUUGUACUAGAGCUUAAUUAGAACUAGAAGCAGGACAAAUUCAAUCGGUAGGCUUGAUGAGUUGCACCACCACAUUCUUCUAACUAGAUCUGAGCCGCGAACUAAGACACGACUUAGAUCCCUCAAUGAUUUUUCGUAAACUUCACUUGAUAAGUUAUGGAUUAUCUUUCCGAAUUUAUCAUAUAUUUAUUUUGAUAAGCCGACUCGGUCAAUCUUACAUACGAUCCUUACAAUAACAAAUCACUCAAGAACCGAAUAGAUUUUCUCUGAGUUGUUAGAAAACCAUCAAAAGUUUUUUUUUUUUUUUUUUAUCAAGUGAAGAGACAAUAAUGAUUCAAGGGUAUGAACCGAAAGAUGGCAAUUUGUGCGUAGCAUUGAAAUUUGCAAAAGCGAAUGAUCUCUUUGUGAAGACAGGAUGACAUGGAUGACUGUGGUCUAGCGUGGCCAAUACCAGACGGCCAACCUGGAAAUCAUGCUCUUAUGUCAGACCAAAAUAUAUAGAAGAGAUUCCUCUAUGGUACAAGCACAAUAAUCCCUAAAAUUACCGUAACAAAAAUUGAAUCGGUUAGGCCAUGAUUUAGAGUCCUCUAAUAGUAAAAUCGUGAAAGAAUAUUGACUGAUCAGAUUGAUUUCCAAUCUCAUUCAACGAUCAUUCGAUCAUAUGAUACAAAACCUGAUCGAUCGUAUUCCAUUCAUCAUCCGACCGUCCAAUCUUUCAAUCAUAUAAUAUGAUAUGAAACUUGAUCAAUUAAAUCGAUCUUUACACAUCGCUCAACACAUUGUUGAAUCAUUAAAUCACAUACCAUAUCGUUUCACCGAGACUGGAAAAAACCGAAAAAUCUAUUAUGACGAUUGAGAAGUACUAGUGAAAUUUGGUGGGGAGGGGAUCAGAUUAGGUCCCACUACAAGCACCGGCCUAGGCAAACCUUGUUGCAAUUUGCUUGGCUCCUCUCAUCCUAAAGUCCCACAUCAUAAUUAUUCACCAAUUUUGUGUUGUUGCUUUACAUGUUCAAAAUUUCUCUUAUGAAUAGAAAGUGGGGGAAAAAGUGAGGGAAAUAUAUACAUAUGUGCCCUAAGGAUGGCAAAAGCAAACAAUAAUUUGACCAAUAUUGGCCCCCCUAAUGUUCAUCAUAACAAUAAGCAAUACAUACUAUUCCAUUUUUAAUUUCGAACUUUAGAAUCACCAUUAUAACCUCUUCAAAAUUACUACAAAAAUUAACCGCUACAAUUGGUUUCCAUCCAAAUUAUUUUUAACCCAAAUAACCCAUUAAUCUCAGCUGGCUAGAUGUAUUGUUUAGAUCCAACUACUGCUUUGCUUUACAUGCCCAUAAAUUCUUUGCUUUACAUGCCCUUCUAUGUCUUCUCUCUUUGCUUCCCCACCAAAUUCUUAGUGAAAGGCUUGAAUGUAUAUGGAAUCACCAAACAUAUAAUUUUUUAACUGUGUUUAAACUUUAAGUGCCAUUGAUUAUGGUAAAAACACAUCAAGGUAGAUCGAAUGAGUUUCGGCUUGUGUCUUACGACAUUCAAGUAUGUCAUCAAGUUUAACCACCAACGUUGAGGGGUGACUCGAGUGAUAGAUUAGUUGAGGAUUAGUGUAGUGUAAUUUUGGAUUCAAUUCUUGAAGGCCAUCAUUCAACGGUCGAAAAUUUCUCUGGUAGCUAGCCACCAUCAAAGAUAUAAACCCGCAGAGUCAUUCACUCUCAUGCAUGAAAUUUGUCGAGUACUCAUGAAGUCGAGGUAAGUAGCGCCGACGAAGUCUUUGGUCAUUAAAAAAACUGUAUGUGGUUAGUUUAGCAUUAAUCAGAGCAAUGUGAAAAGCAAAGAACAUGGAAGAAUGAUAGAAUUAGUGACAAAAGGGGGGGGGGGGGGGGGGGGGGGGGGGGGAGAGAACUAAUUGCGACGGGUGUGGUCAUGAUCAUUCACAUGAAGGAGAUUGGCCUCCACCACUACCAUGCCAUUUGCAAUCUGUAUCUUCUUUGCCAAUUCAUUUCAUUAUGUGCAAGCUUGCUGGUCCUUUAUCUUUGUAUAAUACCUAAUCAAAUCAAAUCAAAUGACCUCACAUGUGGAUUCCUUAUCUCCAAAAUAAUCAAUAUUAAUAAAAGUUGGCAAGUUAGCACCUAAAUACUUGUUCAUUUGAGGUUUAAUAAGGUGUAUGUAUGUGGUAUAGGAUUCGUUAUUGAAUCUGUUCAUCUAACAAUUCGAGUUAUUUGGAAAUCGGUACUUUACAUGGUACUAGAGACUUCUGCGGUCGAAAGAUUUUCUAUUUGAACCCCGGGUGACCUAUUGGUAAACACAUGAUGUCUGAUGCAUGUGCAAACAGUUUCAAACUCAUAUGAGUGGCUUUCUUUUGAGGGAGCGUGUUAGCAUGUACAACCAAUUGAACCAAUUGGUUUUUGACAUAGGGUAAUUGAGAUUGCAAAUACAACCAAUAGACUUAAAUCGACGUGGACCUGAUUAUUGAUUUAUUUCUUAUUAUUGUUAUUUUUUAUGUGCGAAUGAUAAUUGUUGAAAUCAAAUUUUUUUUAAGGCUUUGGAUUGAGAUCGCAUCUUUGCAGAUUAAGAGAAGUGGUAAGCAGGCUCUCGAAAUUACCAUUAUACCGUAAUCGAUACAUCGUUCAAUUAAUAAUGAUCGAGAUUUAUCAUCACUUCGACCAUCACUCAACAUUGUCAACAAGUUUGCAAAAGAUAAAUGAAGGAAUUUGAAAAGAAAACCCAAAAAUCAAGAUUAUCAAUGUCACAGCCAGCCCGCAAGAAUGCAUUUUACAACUGGACAACCUUUUGCAUCAAUCUGUGUCAGGAACAUGGUAACUGUCCAUAGCUAAUUGCAAAAAAGAUUCCUCUGCCGUAUAUCUUUCUGAUCAUUCCCCCCCUUACUUUUCUCCAAAAAAUUUUAUGUCACCAUUAACAAAAUACACAUUUCUUUAUCAAAAUACUUUGCUCCUCUGCUCAUCGCAACCUCUAUAAAUAGCUCUCUCAACACUCUGCUCAUCUCAUCACACUCUCCAUAUACCUCUGCCUUCACUCUUUCCUCCAUCUCCAGACCUUCUUCGAACAGAGCUUCUAGCCCUUCUCCCUGUUCCUAAAGAUGGCCGGCGUUGAGGUUGCAGCAGCAGCAUUGCCAGUAGAUACCGAGACAAAGGAAGUUGUCGCUCCCGCCCCUGCCGCCGCUGCCGCAGUGGAGGAGCCAGCUGCGCCUGCUGCAGUGGAAGAGCCAGCCGUUGUCAUCGCCGACGAACCCAAAGAAGAGCCAGCAGCUGAAACAGAGGAGCCUGCAGCCGCUGUGGUGGAAGAAGCCAAAGCGGAAGAGCCAGCCGCCGUUGAAGCAGAGGAGAUCGUCACAAAGGAAGUAGCUGUGGAAGAAGAAGAAGCCGCUCCUGCAGCCGAGACAAUUGAGGAGCCAGCCGCUGCUGUGGAGGAGGAGACGCCUGCAGCCGAAGCAGCAGCAGCAGAAGCUGUCGAGGAGACAGCUGUUGCUGCCGCCGAGGUCGUGGCAGAGGAACCCAAAACAGAGGCCGCCGCACCAGCGGCAGCUGUUGAGGAGAAGCCAGCAGGGGAAGAGGAAGAAGCCGUUGUGGAGAAAGCAGAGGAAUGAACAAAUUAAUUAAGGAGCUUGGGAUCUAAUCUUUCUAAAUGUUUCUUUUUGUUGCUUUUUUUCGACGUUAAUUAUUAUGAUGAUUCGAAUGGAGUGUGUCCACAUCAGCAUUCGUGGCGCGCCACGUGGGAUCGUAGGAUUGGGGGAUGUGGAAAUGAGUUUUAUUUUGAUGUUUAUGUUGGGGAUGAUUUUGCAUUAGCUAUGAAAUUUACUAUAUUUCAAUAUGGUUUUGGUGGUAAUGUUAUUGUUAAGUUACUCCAUGACAGCAGUCCCCGAAGGAGCCUUAAAAACUAAACACAAACAUAGGCAACAAGACAAUGCAGAAACCAACGGGAGAGGUUUCCACUUUCCAGCAUCAAUCAAUCACUCCAUCUUUUCCCCUACCGCCUUUCCUUUGCAACCGAAUCUUUUCUGUCCAAAAACCAAACAUAGGUGAUUCUGCUUCCUUGCAGCAAAAACAGCAAAAAAAGGACUAGAUCUUUUAGACUCAUUGUCAAUACUUAAUAACUAAAGGGGGGGAGAAGUCUCAUGGAAGGAAGCACAGAAAUUCACUUUUAUGCUUCCUUUCUAUGCCUCCAGAUCAUUAUUUCAUACGCUUGAGGACCCUAUAUUAACAGACCGACCCGUCGAAACAACAAAAAAAGGGACCAGACCAAUGAAAUCGAGCCUCUGUAUGGCAAAUAGACGACGGCGGGGAAUGUAAAGAUCGAACCCUAACAAUGCACCUCCCUUACAUUAUAAGAAACCGACCGACUGAAAACCCCUAUCUGUACAACCUGAUUUCUUCUUCUUCUUCCUUUUUUUGAUAGCUUUUUCUCACUCUUUCUAUGUGCAGUUAAAAGAGCACCCGUCUAAACCCAGGCAUUUCACCAGGUGCCAAAGCUGCGAUAAACGUGCUCUUGGGUUAUGAUGAGGAGUCGCUCUUGCAUGAUUUCCAUGGAUGGGUAAGGCGGGAAGCAAAUGCGGUGGAAGCAUGUGUGGGAUGAAGGCAGGCGAUCAUUUGGUUCCGCGGACUUGUAUAUGUAGAGCCGGGAAGUCAAGCCUUCGAAACCCUCUACAGGUAGAUACAUCACCGAUGUCCAAAAAAAGAGUAGUAUUCUCCUUUGCUCAGCUGACAUUUCCCCAACAAUCUGCAAUAUGACACAACCAGAAUAAGGUGACCAGGCACAACACAAGAUCUUCCCAGCUAACAGAUGAGGAAGUGUCUAAGCCAUACAACGACGAAUCAGCCAUUCAAUUUCAAUCACCACUAGCAUGGUUGACAACUCGAAGCUGAAGGAAUUCGUAAGUUGCACCUACGGAGUUAGUUCUUUUCUUCACAAAGGCCAUUAAAGAAGGAAAAACAAU